Molecule: messenger RNA, 2238 nt
Organism: Mauremys mutica (yellowpond turtle)
Lineage: Eukaryota; Metazoa; Chordata; Testudines; Geoemydidae
Product: histone H1
Exons: 1
Coding region: 194-847 (217 amino acids)
Biological process (GO): nucleosome assembly
Cellular component (GO): nucleosome
Molecular function (GO): structural constituent of chromatin; DNA binding
Source: RefSeq, a predicted model, not a curated record
UAUACUGCAAAAAACACACUUUUUUGAUUUCCAAGAAACACAAACUGAACGGGAAGAAGAGUACUUUCUGGCUCGCAGCUGGGCGGGCUCUUUAACGCACCAAUCACAGAGUAGCUGUUCUCUAUAAAUACCAGGCAUCUGACCUACUCUAGCCCAAUUGUUUUCUUCUGAUUCGUAGGAAACGUCUGCUAGAAUGUCGGAAACUGCGCCUGUUGCCACCCCCGCUGUGUCCGCUCCUGGGGCAAAAACCUCCGCUAAAAAGCCGAAGAAGGCGGCAGGAGGCUCAAAAGCCCGUAAAGUUUCGGGUCCCAGCGUAACCGAGCUGAUCACCAAGGCGGUGUCCGCUUCCAAGGAGCGCAAAGGGCUCUCCUUAGCCGCGCUUAAGAAGGUUCUGGCCGCCGGAGGGUACGAUGUGGAGAAGAACAACAGCCGCAUCAAGUUAGGACUGAAGAGCUUGGUGAGCAAAGGCACCUUGGUACAGACCAAAGGCACCGGCGCUUCUGGGUCUUUCAAACUCAACAAGAAGCCUGGUGAGAUCAAGGAAAAGGCUCCCAAGAAGAAGCCAGCGGCAAAGCCUAAGAAACCAGCUGCCAAGAAACCCGCCAGCGCCGCUAAGAAACCCAAAAAGGCUGCGGCCGUGAAAAAGAGCCCGAAAAAAGCCAAGAAACCAGCGGCUUCCGCGGCAAAGAAAGCGGCCAAGAGCCCGAAAAAGGCCAAACCCGCCAAGCCUAAAAAGGCAGCCAAGAGCCCGGCUAAGGCCAAGGCGGUGAAGCCCAAGGCGGCCAAGCCCAAGCCAACCAAACCCAAAGCAGGAAAGGCUAAGAAGGCAGCGCCCAAGAAGAAGUAAAGCGGCUUGAAAAGGAAAAUAGAGUCUUAACUCGUGCAAACAAACCCAACGGCUCUUUUAAGAGCCACCCACCUUUUCCAAAAGGAGCUGAAACCUUUGUGCGUUCACCGUAACAGCAACAAAUCUUCCCCCUUUGUGACGAAACGUUGAAAUAUUACAAAGUAACUUUUAAAAAGUUACUCUGUCGUUCUGGGGGAAGCGAACUAUCUUGUGGCUACUGUUUCUAAUGGUUCCCCUCCCACUCCUCUUUGGAAGAUUUUCCUCUGUCCCCCGGUAGGUUUUAAGUGGUGCUCAGGUCAUUCUUUGUUCUGCCUACAGCCGGGGGGGGGGGGGGGCUAGGAGAGAUCUAGUGAGGGGACAGAGAGUAAAUGUUUGGCUUUAGAAACAGUUACCUGACUGGCUGCGGGAAGCAGAACUAAAUUGGUGGAGGGUUUGAAAAGCCCGCGCUGUGCAAGGAUUGGUCCGUCUCCCGCCCCGGGGUUUAAAGCCGGGUGUCCUGCCCUGACAUACGUUUAAAAUCUGAACACGUAUAUCUUGAUGGGGAAGGGGCAUGCGAGUCUUCCGUAGUUUUGUUUUCACUGUUGACUAAUACACUGCGUGUUUAGCCUUUAUCUUGUGGUUUUAUUCCCUCUCGCUACCAAUAUCCCCCCAGUGCGUUAGCUGUACCUUCUCCCGCUCAAUGCCUAGGCCCGCCUAGUUAAUAUUAAAAGAUCAAAACCGAUAAUGAUGUUGUGAACCAUCCUGCCAUUUACUAAUUUAAAUUAUUUAUUAAGAGGACAUAUAGGGUGGAGAACCUUAAGAGUACCACGAUUUUAAACACAGAAAUUACGUUUCACUGCACAACUGACUCAUUUGAAGGUCACAUCCACCACACAGACGAUGAAAUCCCUAUAUACAUACGUACAAUAUAGGCGUCCUUUCAGGAGCGCUUUUGGAUCGGUACACGUUUACUGCAUGGCAUAUGCUUUUCACCAACCAGUUUUCACUGUGAUACUCUCGACACAUUUCAUCAGUCGGGAUUUACAACUGUUCAGCGUGCGUUGAGAACUCAACUCCCUUCCCCCCAAAUUUUCCUAAUGCUCAGAGAUGCCGAAAGCAGUCCCUGUACAUUAGCUAUAACUUUCAGAAAGUUAUGAAACUCAGAACAAUAGAAUGUUUUGUUAGCCAUACACAGUAAAUCUAUACUAGGAGCUCUAAUCAAAGCUAUAUAGGGAUUAAACUAAUUUGCUCAUUUCCAACUCUAAAUAUUCAAUAAAAGGCUCUGGGGAGUUCCUCAAAUCAGGAACUGGAGGAAAAUGAAGUGUAAUAAGUCAGUUUAGACUUCAAAUAUCUUGUCCUUAUCCUCACUUACCUGUUUUACAGUAAUUCCAAUACAAUACACACUGCAGACU